Messenger RNA from Rhodofomes roseus, 1614 nucleotides. RefSeq lists its product as uncharacterized. The transcript has a single exon. Bases 1 to 1614 code for a protein of 537 amino acids. The record is from RefSeq and is a predicted model, not a curated record. Lineage: Eukaryota; Fungi; Basidiomycota; Agaricomycetes; Polyporales; Fomitopsidaceae.
AUGGCCCCGCGCGCUGACCGCGGCCCGUCGAUCCUCAUCCAGCUCAAGGCGACGACGCAGGCGCAGUACCGCUUCAAUAUGCAGCGGCGACUCAUGCUCCUCCAGUCCCUCAAUGCGCUCUCUUUCUCCCCCGGCGACCCAUUAUCCCAGGAGGCGCUGUCCAAUCUCACGGCACAGCUCGCUGCACUGACCGCCGCCUGCGACCGUCUCAUGGAGGCGCUGCUGACCGUCGCUGAGCAACGUGCACAGAUACAGCGCCUGCAAGACGUGCACGUCGCGUCUGCGCUCGCGAUCAGCCUGCGCAAGCUCAACGGGAGCUACGGGCGGCGUGCGACCGAGGUGACGGAGGCCCGCGCGAAGAUCACCGAGCUCCAGGCGGAGCUCGAGGAGGCGUGGGGCGUCGCGCAGGAGCUCGCGCACGAGAUGGACGACCUGGACAACUUCGGGCGCGACUUCGGGUACGAGGACGACGCGGUGUUCGAGGACGAGGCGAGCGCGGUGUCGCGCGAGGGCAGCGUCGUCGUCGCGGACUCGCGCACGGAGCGCAGUGUGCAGAUGGCGGAGGUCGUCGGCGUGACGGCGACGGCCGUCUCGAGCACGGCGACGUACGCCACCCUGUUCCCAGGCCCGAUCGCGCCGUCGCCCGCGCAGCUGCAGGUCGCGGACCGCACGAGCCGCGUCCUGGCUGCGCGGCGGCGGAGCACGCGUGCGAGCAAGGCGAGCCUGCGCCUGCGGCAGCCGUCGGUGAGCGAGGGCGAGGCGUCCUCGUCCGUCGCCGCCGCGGCGCAGACAGCGCGGAGGGCGAGGAGCCGGAGCCGGAGCAGACGGAGACCGACCAUCUCGACGGAGCCAGACGUGCCCGUGCCCGCCGUCCCGACCAUCCACGUCGAGUCGGCGCCGCAAAAGGGCGGGUCCUUCCUCGACCUGAACGAGACCCGACCCACGACGCCGAGCUCCGCCGCGGUAGAGGCACCGCCCCCGCUCCCCCCCGUCUCCGCCAUCGCCACCUCGCUCCUCGAGUCCCACGGGAACACCCUCGGUGAGCCGCCCACGCCCACGCACACGCAGUACGUAACGGCCGUCCCCCAUCCACACGUCCCCCCGAACGCCACGCCCUCCACGCCGGGCUUCGACCGCACGCUCAUCCCCCCCUACACGUUCCGCGCCGCCGGCGCGUCCCGCGACGACUCCUUCCUCCCCAGCUCGCACGAGCGCGACGCCAAGGCGCGCCGCGUGCAGUCGCUCGGCGCGCGCGCGCGCGGCGACACCGUCAGCCUGCUCGACGGCGUGCCCGGCUCGAGUGCACGGACGCUGAGUGGCGGGGAGGCCGCCGAGAGCGGCCGGACGAAGGCGAAGCGGUAUUCGGUGCCGUUGCGGGCGGUGCAGGGCGAGACUGCGCGGGCGCCCCGGCCGUUGACGGCGGGAUCGACCAGUGUUGGGAUGCAUCAUGACCAGCAGCAGGCUGGUCCGGGGCCGUCGUCGCAAGAGCUUCGUGAUCAGGUGCUGCGUGAUAACGAUGUGCAAGCGUCGCAGCCGGCGCUGGACCAGCAGCCCCCGCCCCUACCGCCAAAAGAGGGGGCGGUCACAGCUACGGAACCCCCCUCGGGGCCGUAG